Messenger RNA from Pteronotus mesoamericanus, 666 nucleotides. It is a transcript of the gene AKR1E2, whose product is annotated as aldo-keto reductase family 1 member E2. The record is from RefSeq and is a predicted model, not a curated record. The transcript has 5 exons. Gene Ontology annotation, cellular component: cytosol. Lineage: Eukaryota; Metazoa; Chordata; Mammalia; Chiroptera; Mormoopidae. Gene Ontology annotation, molecular function: aldose reductase (NADPH) activity.
AUGGCUCCCACCACCUCUCGAGUCGCGCAGCAGCCUCAGUCGCCCCUCCGAGGCUUGGAGAAGAUACCUGCUCUGGGCCUGGGCACCUGGGUGGCAACUCCCGGAGAAGUGACACAGGCAGUGAAAGUGACAAUAGAUGUGGGAUAUCGGCACUUGGACUGCAUGUGCCUGUACCACAAUGAGAGUGAGUUUGGAGCUGGAAUCCAGUGCAAGAUCAAGGAGGGCGUGGUACAGCAGGAGGACCUCUUCAUGGUCAGUAAGUCCUUUCCCUCGUAACUCUGGUGCACCUGCCAUGAGAAGUCCUUGGUGAGAGCAGCCUGCUCCCAGUCUCUGAAGGCCUCGGAGCUGGAGUACUUGGACCUCUACCUCAUACACUGGCCCAUGGGUUUCAAGCCCAAGGAAAAAGACUUGCCCUUGGACCGCGGUGACAUGCAGAUACCGAGUGACACUGAUUUCCUGGACACGUGGGAGGGAGCGGGGCUCACCAGCAGCGUCUUCAUGCUACUGAUGGGCCCCGUCGGGAAGCUGUAUGACCCAGAGCUCCUCGUGUUCAUAGUCACCAGUGGUCUGAUAAAAUCCUAUGGUGUGGCAAAUUCAGAAGACAAAAGAGAGAAAAUAAAACGGGAACUAAAAGACAAAGUGAAAAAGUGGAGUUUGAAAGUUUGA